CGACCACGAGGACGCCGCCAGGCCAGCGGCGCGGCCCCGGAGGCGACGCCCCCGUCCCGGCGGGACUGCGCCGCCGUGGAGCCGGGCGCCACCCUGGCGGCGCGGGGCGGCCUGGGCGGGCCGAGGACCAAGCGGCUCGUGCUGAUCCGGCACGGGAGGUCGACGUGGAACGAGUUCCUGGGCCAGCACAGGCAGCGCCAGUCCGAGGAGCAGCGGGAGCCGAAGCGGGCGGCGGGCCUGCGGGGCACCCUGAAGCACAUGGUGCGGGGCAAGGCGCGGGGGCCGGACGCCGCCGAGGGCCCGGAGGGCUCCCCGGGCGGAGGGGCGGAGGACGGCGACGACUUCAUCAACUUCUCCAGCGGCGGUGGCGGCCCGCAGGGCUACCCCGCCGGGGCGCAGCGCGGGCUCCUGGCCAGCGCGGCCCGGGGCGUCCGCAAGGUGGGCAACGCCCUCAGCCACGCGAAGGCCUACGCGAACCAGGUCGACCACCCCCUGAGCCCGGGCGGUCUGCUCCAGGCCCGCGCGCUGCGCGAGGCCGUGGGAGCCGCCUUCGCCUGUAGCCCGCAGCCCGAGGACGGUGACGGCGCCGCCGCCCUGCUUGCCUGCAAGAGCUGGUACAUCUCUCCCUUGUUGCGGGCGCUUCAGACCGCGGCGUACGCCCUCGACGGCCUCAAGAGGCGGGAUCCUGGCGUCAAGCUGCUGGUGACCCCCGACGCUCGGGAGAUCGUGAAGUCCCGUUACAGCAUCGACUGCGAGGGCAAGAAGGACAACGUUGGCGUCAAGGUGGUGGCGCGGGCUCUGGCAAAGACUGCAGAGACCAUCGCCGAUGCGGAGACCGACGACCCCACUAAUCGCCACCUGACGGAGUCCCGACAGGCGGAGUUGUUCGGCAUCUCCAGCGUGCUGUGCGCGCUUGACCUCAAGGAGGUCGGGCAGGAGUGGUGGGACGACGUGAGGCACAUGAAGAAGGAGGACCUCCGCGGAGACGACGACCGUGUCCGGCGGCUAACGAUGCGUUUGUUGCAAGACCCGGCGCCAAUCGCCGGCGUCGUGGGACAUUCGUUGCUGUUCCAGAGGAUGAUCCAGCUUUUCUUACCUCGGGACCGGGGCGAGCAGCUGCAGAUCAAGGCGGCCAUGCGCAACGGCGCGCCCGAGACCACCAAGGACCCUUUCGAUGACAAGAUCAUGAACUGCGGCGUGCUCGUGCUCACGUGUAGGUACCCCGAGAGGGAGGAGGGCGUGCCAGACCUCAGCAAGAUGGAGAUCCAGAGCGUGGAGUUCCUCUUCGACGGCCGCAUGGAGAGCGCUCUGCCCCCCUCUGAGACCCUGGGGGCCGAGCCGCAGGACCUCGAGUCGUACCUCGGCGACUUUCUCGACGGAGGGCCGGAGCUCUGACGCCGCGCCGCCGCGGCGCGGCGCCCACGGCCCUCUGCACUCCCGCGGCGCCCCCCCCGGCUCGGAUAGAGAGAGCCGUGCCGGCGUGGCGCGAGAAGUCCAAGGGGAGCAGGGGCCCUGGCGGGAUCCCAGACUUCUCAUCGGCGGCACUCGCGCGGGGCCAGGAGGAUCGAGCAGUGGCGAAGCGUCCUGGCUUGCGUACAGGGCCAGCAAAGAGUGUUCUGA
Prorocentrum cordatum is the source of this 1620-nucleotide messenger RNA. The record is from the annotation of a GenBank genome assembly. Lineage: Eukaryota; Dinophyceae; Prorocentrales; Prorocentraceae.